UCCACUGAACAAGCCCUGUAUUCAGCAUGGUGCCUGGCUCUGAUUUUAGUACUCGAUAAAGGGUCACCUCUAUUUUUAGCAUUCCGGGGAGCCAGAGGACCCUUUCUAACUGGAUGACUCUGGAAUGAUUUCCCAAGGAGAGGGCACUGAACUAGGCUUGGAGGCUGAAUUCUCGGUUUGGCAGGCACAGUUCGCUGAGGCACUGGCUGAACCUGGGGAGGUCAGUCUCGCAGCAGCACCAGGGCACAGAGUUGUGUGUCGGGCGCUGGAAGUACUGAAAGGCGGUGAGCCGGCGGCGGAACGCAGGCCUCCCGGCGGGCAGAGGGAGCCAGCACGAGCUCUGGAGUAGGAGAGGGCCGGGAUCAAAACGCUCUGAGGCAGGCCAGGGCGCACCAAAGGGAGGCUAGUGAAUUGCAUCAGCACAGAUUCCGUGAUGCUCUGCAGACGUCUCCAGGCUGCUGGGCUUUACGGGAACCCACAAGAAAGGAAAGGACCGGGGAGCUGGCAGGCGGGGGCGGGCGAGGGCGCGAGGGUGCGCUCGCCCGCGCGCUCCCGGCGGCGCCGGGCCGGGGCUGGGCGCGCCCGGGACUGCGGAGGCCGCGGAGGAAGCUCCUGCUCCCCUUCCCCCGCCUCUUUUCCCCCCGCAUUACUGGAAGGACUGUGUGGGAGAGACCCAGAAGCACCCGGAUUUUCGAGCGCCAGGUGGGGGAGGGCGGGGCAGCCUCUACUGCUCAAAGGAAAACCAAAAGUGCGUCUGUUCGCGCCGCUCCGACACGCGGUUGCUACUGGGAGGGCUCAGGGCGCUUUCGCCGCGCCUCCCUUUGCAGCCCCCAAGACUUGGCUAGGGCGGCCUGAGGCCCGCGUGGCGCGGGGAGGGGCUGAGAAGAGAGUGGGAAAGUGUCACGAUUUCUUCUGUGCCCCUCCCGUCCCUACCCCCACCCCCAGUUUUCUGGGUUUUGCUGCUGCCGCUGGGGAAGGACUGAUUCGUUUUGCGUCAAAGGACUGCAUUUACUCAGUCCUGCUGGGAGAGGCGCGUAAACACCCAGGCAGGCCAGGACGCAGGGAUGGGGAGGAGGAAGAAAAAAGCAAAGCACCCACGGCUGGCGUGUGCGUCCGCCUGCCCCACACCCCUCUCCUGGGCCCGCGGAGUUGGGGACUCUGCCCAGCGGGCAGCAGCGGAGGUGCGAGGAGUCUGGCUGGCCUCGUCCCGUCGCGCACGCGCGCGCGUCCUUGGGGAUAGCGUUCAGGACAGAAUGUGUUUUAUAGCUGUAAACAAUGACCCCGAGUAUUGUUUGGGAUUACCGUAUCUUGGGGCCCUUGGGGCGGCCAGAUGCCGCCAGCCGUCCCGGAAAUGCCAGCGCUUUAUAUAGAGCCCCAGGAAAGCUUCGCGAUCCCGGCUCUAUUUUUCUUUCCUACCAACACCCCCACUUUACAGAUAAGGAAACUGAGGACAGAACUUGUGUGACGGUGCACAGCGAGUUGCCCGCAAUGGACUCUCAAGAACACCUCUUAACUUUGGGGCCUCAUAAGGACCCUGUGGGGUACAGACGGCUGGUGCUACUUAAGAAUUGGGUAAACUGAGGCUAACAGACCCUGGGCCAGAACCUAAGUUCCUUGAAUUCCGCUACAGUACUUCUCCAUUCACACACCAUCAUCUCAGCAGAAGGAUUGGAGCUCCAGAGCAGAGAAGGGCCUAAGGUCAUGGCUCCAAACUCCUUCCCUUUAUAGGAGGAAACUGAGGCCCAGAGAGGUUAAGGAAUUGGUCUAAGAUCUCACAGCUCGUAAAUAGCGUAGCCGGGCGUUCCUGCUCCAAGGUCUGUGCUCUGUACCCUGCGCCGCGCCCCUCCCAGCCCCGCCCAGUGAGGGAGGAGGACCCAAGUGUCCGGCUACCCGCGCCCUGAACUUCGCUCCAAAACAGCUGAAGACGACAACGUUGGGGCACACCCUCUCGCUGGCUACUUUUUUUUUUUUUUUUUUAAAUUCGUAACAGUCGGGAGUUUGCUUAUAAACGCCCGAUUACUCUUAUUAGAUGCGUCCUAAUUGCUCGGCGUACAGGGCAGCCGGAAUGUCUUGCCCGGUUAAUUUCAUCUUCAAGGCUACUCCUAACGAAUUAACUGUAGGACCGAAAACAUGAAAAACAAAAAUCAAAAAGGGAAGCGGUAGGCAGCCCGCCACGGAGGGAAAAAUAGGCAGGCCAGCCCCACCCGGCGCCGCGCCCCGCCAAGACCCGGCCGCAGGGCGGCGCGGGCACCCUGCGCGCCCCGGGCGCCCGCUGCACUCGGCGGCGCCGCGAAGGGCGCCUACGACCGCGCGCGGCCGCGCCCUCCCUGCGAGCGGCUCUGCGCGCCCAGCUCCCGGCCUCCCGGUGGCGCCGCACCGAACCGCCCGUCUCGCCGUCAGGGCUGUGAUUAUUUUCUAAAAUCCGGAGUCGAGACCGCGCGGCCGCUCUCGGGGCCCCGCCCCGCGCCCCUUCCCGGGGCGGGGGAGAGGCCACAGCGCACUCGGGAGCGGGCGAGGGAAUCCCUCUCCCUCCACGUCACCCGAAAGCGAGGAAACCCGCACUCGCGUCCUCUAACGCAAAUGACCAUCUUUGGCAACGUGCGCCAAUGGAACAGACCAAGGGCGCUGGGCACGGGGGGUGAGCGGGGGGCGGGGGAAGGCCGGGGCUGCCUCGGCGCCCCCAAACCGUGCGGAGCGCCCGCUCCCGCCCGGGCCACCGCCUGGCUUCCUCGCGCGGGGUGCGCGGCUGGCGUCAGCGCGGCCUGGAGCCGGGGCUGGGAGGGAAGAGCUGCGCCCGCCUCCUCCCCUCCUGCGCCUCUUCCUCCUCCGCGGCCUCCUCCCCCCGCCUCCUCGUGCGCUCCUCCCUGCAAGGUGGAGUCUGGGGUUGACGUGAGUGAAUCCACAUGGUACAGGGCUGGAGAAUAAAGAGUGUGAGUUGAACUCGUGCCAUUGUAGUGACUCAUCUCGGGCAGAGCGCUAGGGCUUCGAGCGAACCAGAGAGCGAGCGAACGAGCGGUGCUCGGCGGGGACAGGGAGAGGGAGAGGGAGAGGCGCGGUCGGGCGAGGCGGGCCCGUCCGGGAGCGGGCGCCGGGGAAGGGGUGCAGGUCCGGGCGCCGGAGCGGGGAGCAGGGCCGCGUCCCUCUCAGCGCCAGCUCAGCUUGAGCCCCACGAGCCGCUGUCCCCCUGGCGCGCUCGGGGCCGCGGGACGGGCGCACGCCGCCUUCUCCCAGUCAAGUAUCCGAGCCGCCCCGAAACUCCGGCGGCGAGUCGGCCACGGGAAGUUUAUUCUCCGGCUCCUUUUCUGAAAGGAAGAAACAGAAGUUUCUCCCAGCGGACAGCUUUUCUUUCCGCCUUUUUGGCCCUGUCUGAAAUCGGAGGGUCCCCGGGGCUGGCAGGCCAGGCUCUCUGGGCUCCUAGUCUUUUUAAUUUCCAAUUUUUGAUUGGGCCGUGGGUCCCGGCUGAGCUCCGGCUGCGCGCGGGGGCGGGAGGGCGCGCGCAGGGGAGGGACCGAGAGACGCGCCGACUUUUUAGAGGGAGGGACCGGGUGGACAACUGGUCCCGCGGCGUUCUCAGAGCCGGAAAGAAGUGCCGUAAGAGGCGCUCGGGGGACGCUGUUCCCGAGGUGUCGCCGCCUCCUUGUCCUCGCCCGCCGCGGUUGGGGAGAAACCUAGGAGCGAAGCCCAAAGCCCGCGGCGCGGCCGGCGGACGAACGAGCGCGCAGCAGCCGGUGCGCGGCCGCGGCGAGG
Molecule: messenger RNA, 3747 nt
Organism: Chlorocebus sabaeus (green monkey)
Lineage: Eukaryota; Metazoa; Chordata; Mammalia; Primates; Cercopithecidae
Source: RefSeq, a predicted model, not a curated record